GCUGCGGCCGCCGCCGCUUCGGAGCGCCAGGCGAUCGAGCAGCUGCAGGCCUUUUUCUGCUGGUUCCGCGAGCACUUCCCGUACUACCGCGGCGCUUGUGGCAAGUGCGGCGCCGACGGGCACUUCCUGGGCCUAUCCCGGCCCUCCCCGGAGGACCAGGACCGCGGCGGGGCGGCUGUGGCGGAGAUCUACCGGUGCGCCACGUGCAACGCGACGACGUCUUUCCCGCGCUUCCGCACGGUGCUGCCGGCCCUGCGCGCCAGGCGCGGGCGCUGCGGGGAGUACUCCUGGGCCGCCCUGCGGCUCCUGGAGGCGCUGGGCUUCCCCGCGCGGUGGGCCGACAACCACGCGGGUCACGUGUGGGCAGAGGCCCGCGUGCGGGGCCGGUGGGUGCACGUCGACCCGUGCGAGGCCGCCGUCGACGACCCGCUGCUGUACGCGCGGGACUGGGGGAACUGCCCCGACCACGUUCUGGCGUAUCAGGUGGACCCUGCCCCUGCGUCCGCAGACGCUGCCGGUGCCGCUCCCGCGGCGACCGUGGAGGACGUCACUGGCCGCUACCGCCCCGCCGACGCCGAGCCAGUCGGGAAGAAGGUGCGGCGCGCCGUGGCCGCCGCACUCGCCCGGGCGCAGAAGGACGCGGCCGUCCAGGUCGCGGGCGAAUGCGACCCACGCGGCGGCUGCGGAAAAAGGUGA
Messenger RNA from Prorocentrum cordatum, 696 nucleotides. Lineage: Eukaryota; Dinophyceae; Prorocentrales; Prorocentraceae. The record is from the annotation of a GenBank genome assembly.